UUUACCUAAAAUCUACGUUCUAAAUUCAACGCUAUUGUAUUUAUUUUUCCCAGAAAAUACCAUCCGUCCUCCCUAUCUCCCUCUGCGUUGGUGUGAAUUGUGAUCCAAGCAUCCAGGCAAGACACAUGCCGAAAGUUGGGCAUCUUCCGUUCCUCUUUUUGAUUUCGAUCUCGUUGUUCCUCCGUGAAUCUUCGGGUUCCUAUGCUGGUUCAGCUAGUUCCAUCAUCAAUCCCGCUAAAGUUAAGCAAAUUUCAUGGAAGCCAAGAGCUUUCGUCUACGAAGGUUUCCUUACAGACUUGGAAUGCGAACACUUGAUCUCUCUUGCGAAAUCGGAGCUGAAGAGAUCUGCGGUCGCAGAUAAUGAGUCCGGAAAAAGCAAGCUCAGCGAAGUUCGCACGAGUUCCGGGAUGUUCAUAUCAAAGGGGAAGGAUCCUAUUGUUGCUGGUAUAGAGGACAAGAUAUCUUCCUGGACAUUUCUUCCAAAAGAAAAUGGGGAAGACAUACAAGUAUUAAGAUAUGAGCAUGGGCAGAAAUAUGACCCACACUACGAUUACUUUGCUGACAAGGUUAAUAUAGCCCGGGGUGGACAUCGAAUUGCAACGGUACUCAUGUAUCUAACCGAUGUGACCCAAGGUGGUGAAACAGUGUUCCCUUCUGCAGAGGAAAAUCCCCGUCAUAAAGCUUCUGAAACAGACAAUGAUCUGUCCGAGUGUGCGAAGAAAGGAAUUGCAGUGAAACCACGGAGAGGGGAUGCCCUUCUUUUCUUCAGUCUUCACCCAACUGCGAUUCCAGACCCAAGCAGUCUCCAUGCAGGUUGCCCUGUGCUUGAAGGUGAGAAAUGGUCAGCAACAAAGUGGAUCCAUGUAGACUCAUUUGACAAGAACUUGGCAGCUGGUGGAAACUGCACAGAUCAGAAUGAUAGCUGUGGGAGAUGGGCAGCCCUUGGAGAAUGUACGAAGAACCCAGAGUAUAUGAUCGGAUCCGCAGAACUUCCUGGUUACUGUAGGAGGAGCUGCAAGGUUUGUUAGAAAUUUUACUUCUGCUUUCCUCCCAGCAUCAUCCGUUUCUGGGUUCCUUAAAAACUUGUUUCCUCUUUCUUUUUCCUUUGUGGAUCCUAAUGUCUUGUAUUAUCUUUUGGUUCUAAUAAAAGUUGAGGAAGUUACAUUUUACGCA
This is a messenger RNA of Carya illinoinensis, 1173 nucleotides long. RefSeq names its product probable prolyl 4-hydroxylase 4. The record is from RefSeq and is a predicted model, not a curated record. Lineage: Eukaryota; Viridiplantae; Streptophyta; Magnoliopsida; Fagales; Juglandaceae. Gene Ontology annotation, cellular component: endoplasmic reticulum. Gene Ontology annotation, biological process: peptidyl-proline hydroxylation to 4-hydroxy-L-proline. The transcript has 7 exons. Gene Ontology annotation, molecular function: iron ion binding; procollagen-proline 4-dioxygenase activity; L-ascorbic acid binding. The coding region runs from base 126 to 1028 and encodes 300 amino acids.